Salvia splendens (bonfire salvia) is the source of this 952-nucleotide messenger RNA. RefSeq lists its product as uncharacterized. The coding region runs from base 223 to 732 and encodes 169 amino acids. The record is from RefSeq and is a predicted model, not a curated record. NCBI's taxonomy places the organism in Eukaryota, Viridiplantae, Streptophyta, Magnoliopsida, Lamiales, Lamiaceae. The transcript is spliced from 2 exons.
UUCUUUUAUGCCUUUUGCAAGAAAUCUAUGAUGGAAACUAUCGAUGCACAUGUAACGCUGCCACUGGAAUGCCAGCAUGCAUCGGCUGUGUUGGCAAUUCUAGUUUAUCCAUUUCAUGACUAAUUAAAGAGGCUGCGCGUGUAGGCUGGGCACUAUGGUUGUGCCCUCGGUUUCGUAGCAUGGUGUUCUUACUCCGAUCUGGUUGACCUCUACCCUAAAUGCAUGCGGAUCAUCUCCGAAUAUUUAGAAUCAAUCAGUAUAUCCAAAAUGGCUAGUGGUAGUGGUGCGGGUGGUAGUGGUGUACGCCGACGAAUUAAAGAAGAGUUACGGGCCGUUACGUCCAGGGAGAUAAAUCGAUUGAUACAAGCGGCCUUGCAGCAGCAGCAGCCGACGGUACCUCGACCCAUCCAUCGUCGAGCUAUAGUACUCCGGGACCACAUCGUUGCACACCGUCGGUUGUAUGAGGACUACUUCGUUCCGGAGCCGCGGUUUGGGGAGAACAUGUUCCGGCGACGUUUUAGGAUGCAUCGUCCGUUAUUUCUGCCUAUCGUGGGUGCUUUAGAGCGUCGAUACGAGUAUUUGAGGAUGAGGCAGGAUGCGGUUGGUAGACCCGGCCACAUGCCCAUACACAAGUGCACUGCCGCAAUCAGGCAGCUGGCAUACGGAGGUGCGGCCGACAUGUUCGAUGUGUACCUCCACAUCGGCGAGACGACUGCCUGCGAAUGUCUGUAGUAUUUUUGUGAGGGAGAUAUUCAGGGAUAUAUAUCUUCGGAAGCCUACCCCCGAAGAUUGCCAGGCUCUGACUUUAUUGCUAUAUUUAAUAUUUUAUUUUAUUAUAUUAUAGAUAUGACCUCUUUUAUUCUUAUGAUUUGUGGCUAACUAGUAACCACCAUUUGGAGCGUGUACAUUUAGCUUACAUUCUUCAAAUAUAUUCUCAAAAAAAUUUAUAUAA